Messenger RNA from Rotaria sp. Silwood2, 441 nucleotides. The record is from the annotation of a GenBank genome assembly. NCBI's taxonomy places the organism in Eukaryota, Metazoa, Rotifera, Eurotatoria, Philodinida, Philodinidae.
AUGGAGAAAGAUCUAAAUAUGGCUAAACAAUUCAUUAUGUAUACAAAUGAUGCAGUCGACGUCAAAUUUUCGGAUGGUAUAGAAAUUUUUCUCGCACCAUGUGUUACUGAUUCAGAAUUAGUCAUUAUUAAUAACAAAUUAAGCGAAACGAAUGAAGAAGUGGUUAGACAUUUACGAGAAAAAGGUGAACUUGCUCGAGAAGUUGUUCGAUUGAAUCAUGCACUAACUGAUAUACUUCGAGAUGAAUUUGAAGCUAUUAAAAAUAAUGUUGGUCAAUUACAAAUAGAUUAUAAUCAAAUGAGACUAACUUGUAUGGAACUUGAACAACAAUUAGAAACAGCUAAACGAAUAAAUAAACAAACGGAAUAUGAGUUAAUAUUUUAUAAAAAUCAACAAGCUGCUAUGCAUGAUUAUGAAAAUGAACAAUUUUAUAAGAAGUAA